This is a messenger RNA of Pelagomonas calceolata, 869 nucleotides long. The record is from the annotation of a GenBank genome assembly. Lineage: Eukaryota; Pelagophyceae; Pelagomonadales; Pelagomonadaceae.
CGGCGCUACAGCGUUUACGCGCAAAUAAAUGCGCAUCACUACCGCUGUAGCACGCUAAGGGUUGCCACGCACCCUUGGCUACCAGCUCGACGCCGUCGCGCGCAGCGUGAGGCUGCGGGGCAGCCCUACACCUACUAGAACACAGAGAUGCCGCCGCCGCCGCGACCACGCCCCCUGACGCCGCCCCAGUCACCAGACUCGACGGAGACGCCGGCGUCGCCCCCGGACCCGCCGACCUUCCGGUCGCCGGCGUCCGACCGAAGCCCGGCACCGCCCGACGGCGCGGCACCGGCAGAAGAAGAGGAAAGAGAACCGAUUAUCGGCGAGCCGCGGACCGUGCGAAGGGACCACGAGCAGCCCAUGACGAAUAAAACGUUUCAGGACAUACUCAUAGAACAGUUGGAAGCGGCGGCGGAGCUCGGCAACGCGGACGCGAUGUACCAGCUGUUUCUGAACGAGAAGAUGUGCCCCGAGGAUCCAAGUAAAGCCGAUGAAGACCGCGCCGAGGAGUACCUGAAGUACGCCUACGAGAACAAUUUGGAGCCCUGGAAGGCCAUGCAGAUCAUGCGGUAUAGUAGGUGGGGUUAUGAUGGUGAACUGAAUGCGAAGGCGCGAGAAUCGGGCGACUUGCGGCCGGGCGCCAAACCGCCGGACUGGCAUGAGUGGUCUGGUAUUCCGGAUCCUUCAAAUCCUUCGCGGCCCCAAACCAAAGGAUCGAUGGGCUCCAUGAACUCCUUUCGGACGGACCCGUCCGAGGAGCCGCCGCGGUUGAUCGAAGACGAAGAUAGCCAGACGACGUGGCUGGAAGAUGAUGGUUCAGGACGCUUCCCGUCCGUCGAAACUAUCGGGAGCUAACAUUGUUGUUUUUU